CAAGUGGCAACUCAGUGACAGCUGUUUGACAGCUUCGCUUUUAUUUUCUUAGCAAAUUAUCUCUCGUCGUCAAGAAAAUAGAUUUUUGUUGAUUGUGUUUGUUUGUUCAAUGUGAAUUCCUUGCAUAUUAAAGAUUAUUUUCAUUACGCACGCAUGCAUUACUUUGUAAUGUACGCUGAGAUGUGGAAAACUAUAAAUAGAUCGAGCCGCGUAUAGUUAAUAGUUCUUGUGAUGGUAAAUCAGACAUAUUGAUAUAUUGGUCGAUAUGGGUAGGAGACAAGAGUCGGCAUGGAAGAAAGGUACCGUAGGGCUUACGGUGGCUCGGGAGCGUGGCGACAUAGAUCGCCAGUUCCAGAGCCGCUUGACCGUCACCAGAAGUAUGGUAGACCGUCUCGGUCUGGAGAAGGAGCUUCACGGACAUAUGGGAUGCGUCAACUGUCUAGAGUGGAACACUGAUGGGUCGGUCCUUGCUUCAGCUUCAGAUGACCUGCAUGUAAUACUGUGGGAUCCAUACAGAUACAAGCAACUGCACAAAAUUGCCACCGGACACACAGGAAAUAUAUUCUCUGUGAAGUUCCUGUCGCCGGACAUGGUGGCGACGUGUGCGGCGGACGGUACGGUGCGGGCGCGCGGCGUGACGUCGGGCGCGGCGCUGCUGGAGUGCGCGUGCCACUGCGGCCGCGUCAAGCGCCUCGCCACCGCCAGCGACAACCCGCAUCUGCUCUGGUCCGCCGGCGAGGACGGACUGAUUCUACAACACGACAUGCGCACCUCUCACCGGUGCAACGCUGACACGGCCAACGUCCUGGUCAACCUGCUGAACCACAUGGGCAGAUACGCCGAGGCCAAGUGCGUGGCGGUGAACCCUCGCCGGCCGCACCAGCUCGCCGUCGGCGCCAACGACAUCUACGUGCGGCUGUACGACACCAGGAUGAUCAAGCUGUCUAAACUGCAGUUGCAGAGCAGCUCGGGGCAGUCGCGGCUGACGUGGGAGCGCCAGAACGUGCGCUGCUCCCGCGCGGGCUUCGGCGACCCCGACAACAACAUCCCGCGCGCCGCCGUGCAGUACUUCGCGCCCGGUCACCUAUCCAUGGACCCCAAUGAGCAUCCGUUUCCCAAGAAAGCUGCAACAUACGUGGCCUUCAGCCAUGACGGCAACGAGCUGCUCGUCAACUUGGGCUCCGAACAGGUGUACCUGUACGACAUAAACUCCGCGCGGCGUCCUACGCUGCUGGAGAGCUUCAUCAUCCAGCACAACCAUGGCUACCGCGAGGCGGACGGCAAGCAGCCGCCCAAGAACGGCACCACCAACGGCACCGUCGUCGUCGAGCCCGCGCCACAGCUGCCCGACAGCGUGCGGGAGAUGAAGGAGACGGCGAACGAGCUGGUGAACAAGGGCAGCUACUCGGCGGCAGUGGAGCUGUACAACUGCACGCUGGCCGAGUGUCCCGACUGCGCCAUCCUCUACUCCAACCGCGCCGCCGCCCUCAUGCGACGCGGCUGGUCCGGCGACACAUACGCCGCUGUCAAAGACUGCUACACGGCCAUAAAGCUGGACCCUACACACGUGAAGUCCCACUUCAGACUGGCCAAGGCCCUGAUGGACCUCAAGCGGGCUCGCGAGGCGUACGAGUGCCUGCUGUACUUCAAGGACAAGUUCCCGCGACACGCCACCAGCCACGCCGUGUUCCUGCUGCAGAAGGACAUCAACCUGGCGCUCGAGGGCAUGGACACGCAAUCUGAUGGCGGAGGUGGUUCAGGGUCCGGCUCCGGGUCGGAGGAGACGGCGGGCACGGGAGUGUGCACCGCCACCAGCGCGCUGGAGCGGACCCUCCGCAACGCCUCCAGGGACUACGAGCUGCGCUUCCUCGGCCACUGCAACACCACCACCGACAUCAAGGAGGCCAACUUCCUCGGGCCCGACGCCAUGUACAUCGCCGCUGGUUCUGACGACGGCAGCAUGUUCAUCUGGUGCCGCAAGACCGGCAACAUCGUGCGAUGUCUCCGCGGCGACGAGUCCAUCGUGAACUGCAUCCAGAUGCACCCGAGCAUGUUCCUGCUCGCCACCAGCGGGAUCGAGCCCGUCGUGCGUCUGUGGAGUCCUCGACCUGAGGACGGGUCGGAGGAGUCCCGCGUGGUGCGCGACUGCGGCGAGGCGGCGCACGCCAACCAGCAGCGCAUGCGCAGCGACCCGUUCGAGGCCAUGCUGCUCAACAUCAGCUUCGCCGGCGACCCCGACCGCGACCUGCACUCGCCCGCCUGCCGACCCACAUAGAUAACUUCAUCAAUAAUCGUUUAGAGAAGAGGUUACGAGCGAUCAAAUGUCCCCUGAUCACUGUCAAGUCAUUGUAAAUAAUUAUAUUAUAAAUAAAUUAUAAUAGAGUUGUUAUUUUUUACCUUUGGGUGUUGCCACAUUAAAAGCCUUUAAGAAGUUUAAAAUCGUAAAUGGUGUGACGUUGGUGUUGUUUAUGACUAGGGGCUUGCCAUACAGAGAACUAUUUGUUUUUUUGUUUUAUUAAAGAGAAAUAUAAGAAGACUAGCUUUAGCUUGCGGUUUCACCCACGUGAAAGAGUUUUAUAAAAGUAUAUUUAUUUUCCCGAGAUAGAAAGUAGCAUAUAACCUUCCCAGUCUUAAACUAUCUCCAUACCAUAUUUCAUUAAAAUCCGUUCAAUAGAUUUCGAGAAAAUCGAUAACAUACAGACAGACAGAAAAGGGACAUUGUUUUAUAAAUAUGUUUAUAUAUAAAUUCCACUUAUGGCCGCCAUUAUUAAAAAACCUAAUAGCUAUAUCUAGUAUGAUUCGAAAAAUAAACCAAUCAGAAGUGAGCGUUGCGAUCAAACUCUCUUCUGAUUGGUCAAUUCUCCGGAUCGUAAGGGUAUAUUUGUCAAAUUUGAUUGUUAAAUUCAGCUGAUGAGGUAUAAGUCAAAUGUAACUACAGAAUUUAAAAUAUUAAUUUAAAACUGACUGUAAUAGUGAAACCAGCAGUGGUGAACGGUCCAUAUAACCCGAUUCUUGCCGACUUCCCUUUUUAUAGAAUUUAUGUUUAAUCUUAUAAUCAUUAGAACGAUUUGCAUAUUACGCAUUCAUGCAUAUUAGUAUAAAUUUGAGCUUUAGAAACUAGUAUGGAUACUUUAAAAUUUGAUGGUUAAAAUUUAUAGGAAAAAAUGAUCAAAAUAACUACUGUGUAUGUAUGCUUGGGGAUAAAUAUUAUGAUGGUUGUAGAAUCCUUACACAGACUAUGGUUCCCAAAAAAUCGAAUGAUUAAAACUAUUUUGCGUUUUAGGGCACACGCAAAAUACUUUGUAAUAGGGUAUCAUGGAAGUCGAAAAAAACAUUAAAUAAUUUUAUCGAACAUGCUAUAUCAGUAAAGUUUUUAAUGAAUAAGUAGGCGGUAUGAUAAACACACAUUAGGUGUUAUGUGGUCUAUCGACCCGUUGAAUGCAGAAAAUUAAUUCAAUCAUAAGUAUUUCUUUAAUUACAAAAUACAUGCUUUAGUAAUAAUAUCUAUCAACAUAGGCCUCUAAAGAUUACAUAAACAUCAAAAAUGAUUACCAAAUAUCUCACACGCACGUAAGUUGAGUGCGAAACCUCGAUUCGACAAGUUUAAGAUAGCAAUAUCUAUUUGCCAAAUCACGUCAGUUUUCUAUCAAAUAAUGGUCCUAUCCCGACAAAGACGAUUGGUUACUCCCGUCAGAGACAGCCUUAGGAGGAGGGGAACCGAGCAACCGCUCGGGACCUCACUCUUACAAGGGCCUCGCGUGGUGCCUAAGAGGACACAUUUUUACGAUCUUACCGACGAAACUGUCAAAAUUAGGAAUCUUUUUUGCAUCGCCCGGGAUCUUGCGUCGUUUAAGACUGCCACUGCCUAUUGUAUAGCAAAUUAGUAACAGUUUGUUUUCACAUACACUAAGAAAGUGCCGUCUAAGUUGUUAAGAGACUUAAUUUACGAGCAGUUUUACAAGCCUGUCGUGAGUUUAAUAAUUGUAUUACAUAUAUUGUCUGCGGAUCACGGACAAAUUAGUAAAAACUUACAUUGCUUUUUAUUCUUACACAAAACAAAAACAAACUACAAUAAAAGUAAAUAACGCCAUUAGACGAUAACGUCAACCAACAAUAAUAUUUUUUGGUAACUGUUAGUGCCUUAAACCAAGACUGGAGAUUUAACCAUCUAAUCAGUCUUGUUAAAUGCCAAAUUACUUGAAGUAAGAACACAGUGAAAAAUUAUGAUUUAUUUAUAACACUGAUUCAUAACAUUUAUAAGGAACUAUGUAGCGUGUAAAGAUUCCAAUAAUUACAAUUGCAAUCUAGAGUAAGUAAAUUAUAACUAAACCUUAAGUUAUUUUUCAUCUCCUCAAUACACGGAAUAUGUCAUCAGUUUAUGGUUUUAUACUCACUACUAUAAUUUCUAUGUAUGUAUAUUAUAAUUAUCUUCGAUUAUAAUGUAAGAAGAACAAAUAACUUGAUGUCAUACACAGCCUUACAGGUAUAAGCACACAUUUUAUAUAAACGUCAACAUGUCCUUUACCUAAUCUCCAGUACGUUGUCACUGUUCAUACCCGCUAAUAUGUCCCGCUACCACCCGGACUACUCGGCUGUGUGUGGCCUUAUACUCUUGUACGCUGUUAUGUUUAAAGUCUUAUUUAGACAGAGUAAUUAUUACCAGCAAUUAUCGUACUUGGUUAUUUAUUGCCAACAAUAAUAUUUUUUGAAUAUCUGUCAAAAGACUAGUAUAUGUACGUCAACGCUGGCGGUAAUUGCUUCGUCAUUCCCCAUAUUUAAACGGAGCAUGUUUUAAGCAAUAAUUGAGUACGAUUAUUGCAAGCAAUAAUUGAUCUGUCUAAAUGAGACUUAAAAAUGCUGAAUAUAUCACUCCUGCACUUUCUAAAGACACUAAUUAAGCUCUUUUAGUGUUUCCAGGCUAAAAACCUGCGUGUAAAUAUGUGGCAACACUCAAAAUUCGCCAAUGCUAUGUACGUUCAUAUACGCAGUAUCCAAAAUGGUGCCAAUUUUCAUUUAUUUUUUUAUGUAUACCCAGAUGAAAAAACGGUGUCGAUUAGAGGAAGCCAUUUUUUGUUUUUGUUAUAUCUUUAGAAAUAUUUAUCAUGUAUUCUUCAUAUUUUUAGAGGUAUAAAAAAACAACUGCUAUAUUCAAUAACAUUUAAUGUUUUGCAUAAUCUUUAUAUUACUAUAUUGUAAUGUAAUAAUCACAAUACUCCAUUAUAUUAUGUCGAAGAAAAUAAAUUACUCAAAUAUUAGAGAUCACAGAAUAUUUCAAUGGCUCCUAAGUAAACUAUUGUAUCUGGCAAAAUAGCGAAAUUCUUUUACCGUUAAGUUAUCUAGAUAGGUUUACUACCAAACCCAUCUAAUUAAAAAGAUAAUAACUUUUUUUUAAUGAAUCGCUAAAAAGUUAAUAAUGCUAUUUUUUUCAGAUACAAUACUUAGGGGUCAUAAAUUUAUUAACAUUAUUUUUUGCGAAAUAAUUCUUCAUUUUAUGACAAAAGAAAUCAAUGUUAUGUAAGUUGAUUGUCCUCUGUUGCUCCUUGAAGAUGCAGGUAAUCAUGAAUAUAUACAAGCUACUCUAAUCGAUGCAGUUGUUUCCUAAAGUUAUUAAUCCAGAUAAACAUAUUAUUGUAAGGAUAGGUUCAGACCAGCGUGAUAAUAGUUUUAGUUUUAAAUUAUUAAUUUUUAUUUCGGAUGUUACAAUUUAUUUUGUAUUAAACUAAAGUGUCGUGUAUAUAGUGAGAAUUGUCGUCAAUAUAAGAUAUGUCGAUAUUGAAAAUUAAAAUGACACUUUAUUAAUGUGAUAUAAAACAGACUUUUCAAUGGUGAAAUAAAAAUAUUUGCAACUGAGAGAAAUUUUAAAUCACAAUAGCAAAAAUGUAAAGUUUAUUCUUCAACUUUGAUACUUAUAUUAUAGUGUAUUUAUUUACUUUCUUCAAAUUAUUGGAAAUCGGCAUUACGCAAUUAAUUUAAAUUAUUUAUUUCUUAAUAACUUAUUUCUAAUGUAUCACAAUAUAAAACAUUUUUUAAACAAUCAAAUUUAGUAUUUAUUUGUAUUAUAUUAGGUACAUUUUUCUUUUGCUAAGUGGUUACCACAUCCCUUGGGAUCAUAAAGAACUGAAAGGAUGCGUAAAAAAACUCGUUGAUAGGCGGGAAGGAUUGAGAAGACGACUGCAGCAACAAACCGCAGACUGCACUGUAGGAAUUUGCGCGACCACACAUUAUUGUGUCGUCAUGUGAAUAACAAAUUAUAUAAAGUAGAUGAGAUAGAUAACAAAUUAUAAAAACUGCCACUAAUUUUGCUUUAUAACAUGUUUAUAAUAAAUAAAAUUAAGACAACCGUGCUUGCACUCCUGGCUCUACUCUUAAUUACCCAUUAAUAAAUCAAUCACUUUGAGUAAGAUCUUAAGUAGACAUUUAAGGUAUUGAAUAAACUUGAAUUGUCUUAAGCGCCUGUUUUUAAUAAAGUGCUGUUCAAUAAAUGAAACUCAAAAUCUAGCUAUGCUGAGACUUUCAAAUUGAGAUGUUCUUGAUAUCUGUUUAUUAAAAACGACGAUCAUAAGAUGCUGUAACUUGACAGCAUCUCAGCUGAUAUGGUAUUUGAGAGCGAAAUCAAGUUGGGUCUAUGAAUACGUCAUAGAAGAUAGUGCACGCUGCGGUCGACGAAGCGUAGAUGAACUCAGAAUAUGUAUUGUAUACUGGAAUAUAAAGCAUGUUUGUGACAGUCUCGUUUGUCACAUUACGGUAAACCACUCGCUCACUAUUAUAAGGUUCUAUGUUUUUUUUUUUUUGCAUAAAUUGAGGUAUGUGUAUUUUUUAAAUAUCCGAUAUCCCGAAAGAUAAAUAAUGGGGGAACCAUGAAUGAUUGUCUUUUCUAAUUAUUAUCAAUAUGAACAUUUUCACAAAUUUUCUCAAUAAAUAUUAACAGUGAGCCAGUGAAAUGUAAUUUGUUUAAGAGUUGAGAAGUCUCUUCAUUCAACAUAGGUUUAACAACAGCCUUCAGAAUACCAAUAUUGAGUUUAUGCAAUGAAAAAAUACGACACAAGUUUUUUUGUUUCAAAAUUGUAAUUACAUUAUUUAUUAAUUAAUGUUGAGUCUAAAUUAUGUGAACACAUGCUGCCAGUCGUAUGUCCGUAUUCUACAAUAUAUGUCGUGUAGACGGCUUGCAGCAUACCUCACCUGGUCUGAAACUACAUACUGUGGUGAUAAACCAAAAUAAGUAGCUAUUAAUUUUAAUAUAAGACGUUGCCUUGAUAUCGUGUAAUAUGUAGAUUUUGACACUCCAAUGAUGCUGCGGUGGCCCUGUAUUGUCGAAAUUUAAGUGUCUGGUAUAACUGUGAUUUUGUUGUGGAACAGUAGCGAUUGGAUGUAUCCAGCGGUGGGCAGGGCAGCCGCUUGAUAUCUGUAAAACAAGUUAUGUUAUUCAGCUAUAACGCGGCGCUGUAGUUGUGGCGCGGGUUGAGUGACUUAAGGCUCGUACGACAAAUAAGACUAGUGUGUAACUAAUUUUAUAAAUAGUUUAUGUUUUAUUUUCUUGAAUGGCGAAUUAAAUGUAACUACAAUAUGAUACAAAUAAUUCUAAGCAUUAAGAACGCCCUGCCUCCCAAUAGCUUAUGUUCGGAUAUGUCCAUAAUAUAGAUGUGGCGGCUCAAUUGUUUUUGAGUUCAGUUUGGGUGAGUUUGAGGCUGCUUCGUCCCGGUUGAGACACGACUCAACGCGAGGCAGGCUCAAGUUGGACUCAAGCUUUGUGUAAUACGAAACAUAGUUUAUGUACUAUAUAUACGAAUAUUUGAAUUUAUGUAGCGUGUAGUUCGGCAAUGUAAAGGCAUCGUAUAGAAAGUUCAUAUUUGCCUGAACCUGUGGGAUUAGGAGAGGAGGGGGGGGGGGGAGAGGACAAGAAGGGUUACUUACGAAAGUUACUUGCGCUCCAUUCUCUCCUUCUCUUAACUCUUACAGCACCAGCAAAUGCAAGAAAACUAUUGUUUGAUACAUCAUCGAAAAGACAAAGAUUUUGGUCAUCUACCUACACUAUUGUUUGAUAAAAAGCCUCUUGAUUAUCUGUCCUUUUCACAUAUUUUGUACUACCUACUUGGUCUUCCGCUCAAGCAAUGACGUUUCGGUACAUUAUGUAACAUUCUAGCAUCUCAGUUCCCUAUAAUUGUAUAGUGUCUAAAAUCUAUCAUGAUAUUUCGCACAAAUUCCAAUUGAACGCAACCCACGUGUUUCUGCAUCAAACCCCCACGCAGAGUAUGAAUACCCGGCCCGGGCAUCGAACUCGGAUCUCACCGGUUUUAGUCAGUAGGCUGCUGCUAAUACCAAGCGGGGCAUUUUAUCAGAAAACAAAUCCACUAAAAAUCCAACGGCGUGAAGUCACUCUCACUGUAAAUAUCUCCUUUAAACUUAAACGAUACGGCCGUAAAUGUUUAUCUAAAACAGUUUUUUGUCCGUCUGUACGUAAACAGAGUUAUUCUUGUGACAACCCGCUUUGGGAAGGGACAACCCUCGAGCGCAUCCCCUUUUUUACACCUUCCUAUGUUUACACUUUAUCGCCUGGUGACCGCGCCGUGCACGUAACAGGAUGGAACCUGUUUCGGCCGGAAUUAACUGGUUUUCACUGGAUAUUUGUUGGCUGUAAAAGUGGAUUUUUAAUAACUAUGCGUUAUUGAUUGUAGCUUCGAAACGCUGUUCGAUUUGAAAUAGAUACAUUUUUAUAUUUAUGUAAUGUUCUUCAAUUCCUAGUAUUGACAUGCCGCAAGAAUAAAAUAGAACAAUCCACACAUAAUACUUUAGUUAAAUUCUUCUAUUUUUAAUUUCAUAACCUUAAAUUUUCAAAGGUAUUAAUUUCUCCCAAUACUGAAAAUAAUAAUUAUUUGCAUCUCUCACCAACAUUUGACAGGGUCAGUUUUUUGUAAGAUUAUUCCCCCCUGAUUGAUAUCCUUACCUUCUAAUGAAUCCUGGUGGAGGUUAAGACGUGAGAUGGAAAUCAGUUGGCUCCUUCAUCCAGCGUGAUGAUGCAUGGCAAAUAUUUAAGGAUUCCUGUCAUCAGACUACCAUCUUGAAAGUUCUUCAGACGCACAUAGUUUAACUAUGGAAAAGAAAAGACAGACAGAUCAAAUGUAUUUUGCACAAUAUUUAUACAGAAUUGUGGGGCGGCAUUUGUAAUGUUUUGCGUCUAGAAUGAGAUGAAAGAGCAUUCUGUGUGAAAUAAAGGUGCCUUUACAUUGUUGACUGCGCGAAGCCUAGAUUAAGACCACGUAGAGUGUGUAAGACGCUUUGGAAAUAUUCCCAUUUUAUAUAAAAAUAGAUAUCUUUUUUUAAACUCGGUUAGAUGUUGUUAAAUUAAUGAUUUGUUAGUAAAAUGUUGUUUUAUUUUAUAUCCACCAUCUGUAAAGAAUCCUAUACGUAUGUCAUUUGUUACAUUAUUAAACGCAAAAACUACCAAAAGUAGA
Molecule: messenger RNA, 9449 nt
Organism: Manduca sexta (tobacco hornworm)
Lineage: Eukaryota; Metazoa; Arthropoda; Insecta; Lepidoptera; Sphingidae
Gene: adp
Product: WD and tetratricopeptide repeats protein 1
Exons: 13
Coding region: 266-2275 (669 amino acids)
Biological process (GO): negative regulation of fatty acid biosynthetic process
Cellular component (GO): cytoplasm; Cul4-RING E3 ubiquitin ligase complex
Molecular function (GO): protein binding
Source: RefSeq, a predicted model, not a curated record